Molecule: messenger RNA, 753 nt
Organism: Haliotis rufescens (red abalone)
Lineage: Eukaryota; Metazoa; Mollusca; Gastropoda; Lepetellida; Haliotidae
Product: PH domain-containing protein YHR131C-like
Exons: 3
Coding region: 142-450 (102 amino acids)
Source: RefSeq, a predicted model, not a curated record
CACAGUCAGAGAUCAGAUAAAAAAGACAACCUUAUUCAAAUCCGCAGAGGUCAUAGAAACAGGUAUAUAUACACGUGUAGAUUUGUGAAACGUUGCAUUUGAUGUUGUUUGGCUACGAGUGUUUUGUCUGACAAUAGCAUUAUGAGGACCCAGACGAUUAUGAUCAUGGCGGUCGUGCUGGCAUUUGCUUGCUUGUUGCAAAUGGGUGAAGCAAUACCAGCCACUUCUCCUGCUGAACCUGAGGCUCCUGCUACAACUGAGGCUCCUGCUGCAACUGAGGCUCCUGCUGCAACUGAGGCUCCUGCAGCAACCGAUGGCGGCGAUGAUGGCGGCGAUGAUGGCGGCGAUGAUGGCGGCGAUGACGGCGGCGAUGAUGGCGACGAUGACGACGGCGAUGAUGGCAGCGAUGAUGGCGGCGAUGAUGGCGGCGAGGAUGAAGACGGAAACUGAGGCAGUGAUAAUGCCUAGUGAUCCAAUUCAAUGGACAUCACUGCUAUAUAACGUGGCGGACUCAGGUUUCUUAUUGAUUGGCUUAACACAACAGUGUCGUUCACGGUGGUUUAAUUUAAUCUGAAGGACAUGAGUGAACACGACAAAGCGCACCAAAUAUCAACUUUUAUUCGUGAAACAGCACACACUGUGCCUAUUGUUACUGUUUACAAAAACAUUUUUCGAUAUGAUAAGAAUUCUACCCUCACAAACACUGUCUAUACAUUGUUGUCUUCAUAUGGAAAUAAACACCUGACCGUCUUC